Molecule: messenger RNA, 1830 nt
Organism: Salpingoeca rosetta
Lineage: Eukaryota; Choanoflagellata; Craspedida; Salpingoecidae
Exons: 2
Coding region: 29-1378 (449 amino acids)
Molecular function (GO): protein binding
Source: RefSeq, a predicted model, not a curated record
GGUGGAUAGCACAGGCUUGGAUGUCGCAAUGCGCGGUUUGGUGCCAUCACUGACUUGUGUUGCGUUGUUUUGCCGUCUCCCUCGUGUUGUUUGGUUGUUUGGCUGCAGUAGCGCCUCUCUGCGUUCAUUCACCACCACCUUGUUCCUUCCUUCCUUCCUUGCUUCACUUCUCUCGCAUCGUCUCGUGUGUGCCAAGAUGAACUGUGCCGUCCUUGCUGUUGUGGCUUGCGUGGCUCUUGCCAUCGCCUCCCCCGUGCGCGCCAUCCCCACCUGGAGCGUUGUCGCCAAGGAUCUCCUCACCACCGAUCUCGGCAUUGCCUUCCCUGAGGCCAACACCGGCUACACCGCUGGUGACGCCAACGGCGCUGGCCCCGCCAUCCUCAAGAGCACCGACGGUGGCCACACCUGGAACCAGUGCAACGCCACCUUUGGCCCCGACCUGCUCCUCCUCGCCGCCACCGCCGCCAAGGACGCCAUUGUUGUCACCAGCAUCUUUGGCGAGCUGUACUCCGAUGACGAUGGCAACUCCUUCCACCUCUCCGUCGGCGGUGGCAUGUCCCAGAGCGCCCGCUACAUUGGCGUGAACGGCGACGGCGGCAAGCGCUUUGGCGUUGCCGGUACCUACCACGGCCGCCAGGGUGUCGCCAUCAGCGAGGACGGCGGCAAGCUCUUCAAGGCCUUCACCACCGACGAGCUCUUCACCUACUCCCGCUACGGCGCCUACCCCACGGACAGCACCUGGUACGUUGCCGCCGGCGAGUUCCCCAGCACCAACGCCACCGAGGCCGUGCGCCCAGACCUUCCCGCCCGCUACCGCCGCUCCGAGUUUAUGGCUGCCGACGGCCGCUUCCCCGCCUCGUACAACCGCACCGCCGACCCCAACGUCGCCGGCUACAAGGCCCAGAUUGUCAAGACCACCGACGGCGGCAACACCUGGUCCACCCUCUUCGCCCAGAACGACACCUUCUACUUCAACGGCAUCGACUGCAACCCCUCAGACCCCAACCACUGCUGCGCCGUGGGCGAGUCUGCCGAUGGUGCCGACGCCGGUGCCCGCAUCUACUGCACCUUUGACGGCCAGAACUUCAACCGCACCUUCUACGCCCCUUACACCCAGGCCAAGGGCUACUCCCUCAUCGAUUUCCGCUUCGCCAACGAGACCUUCGGUUGGGCCGUCGGCGGCACCCUCAACGCCAUUGCCCCCAGCGCAUGGUUUGUCGUCACCAACGACGGUGGCCGCACCUGGGACGCCCAGACCCACACCAUCCCCGGCUACUACGCCCUCGGCCUCGACGUUGUCAGCGAGAAGGUCGCAUACGCCGCCGUCGACAACCUCAUCACCCAGACCUCUGGCGUUGCCAAGUACUUUGCCCUCUAGACUACUAGCAACGCUUUUGCUGUAGCUGCACCCCCACUCACUUCCUUCCCUUGUUGAAAGGUCGUGUUCAUGCUUCUCCUCCCCAACAAACAAACAAACAAACAAAUCAACCAUCAACCAACUUCACCACCAACCUACCAACGACGUACCCUUUUCCUUUGUUCUUUUCUUACUUGACACCGCAAACACCCCAAGCUCCACUGCCAUGCUUGUGCGCUUGCCUUUCCUCUGUCUUCCUCUCUGUCCCUCUCUCGAGUUGCCUUGCAUGAGGGCGCAUGCUUGUGUGCCCACGUUGCCAAUACAACCACACCCCGUCAUGAUUGGCGAGUCACAAAAGCAUGGAAUGACUGUGGUCUGUGGCAUUAUGUGUGAUGACACACAACGUAACAUAACACAGGAUCUCAGACUUGACACGUCUUCCUGUUGUUUGAGACGGCAUGAUCAUAAUGAUG